AUUGAUUGCGUACGGCACAUGCCAAAAAGGUCAGAGUCCACCGGAACCCGAAGUAAUUGCUGUACCUAUUUAGUUAAUAAAUUUAUCAUCGUAAGAGAAGUCGCAACUGUUGCCAGGACUCGUUUGUGGACAAUUGCGAAGUAGACAGCUGGUUUUAAAAUGUCGCGAGUUUUGGUUGGUGUGAAGCGAGUAAUUGACUAUGCUGUUAAGAUUCGUGUCAAACCGGAUAAGUCCGGUGUUGUGACCGAGGGCGUGAAACAUUCGAUGAACCCUUUUGAUGAAAUCGCCGUGGAAGAAGCGGUGAAAUUGAAGGAGAAAAAAAUCGCCUCCGAAGUAGUGGCCGUUUCGGUAGGGCCUACUCAGGCCCAGGAAGUUCUGCGAACUGCACUGGCUAUGGGCGCCGACCGAGGCAUCCAUAUCGAGGUGACGGGCAAGGAAUAUGAUCUUCUACAACCAAUUCACGUCUCCAAAAUACUGGCCAAGCUGGCACAGGACGAAAAAGUGGAUCUGGUCAUUCUGGGCAAGCAGGCCAUUGACGACGACUGCAACCAGACGGCACAGAUGACCGCUGCAAUGCUGGAUUGGCCGCAAGCUGUUUUCGCUUCUAAGGUGGACAAGGACGGAGACGCACUCACGGUGGUGCGUGAGGUUGACGGUGGUCUCGAGACCAUUAAGGCCAAGCUCCCGGCCGUGAUUAGUGCAGAUUUACGGCUGAACACUCCCCGCUAUGCCACGUUGCCGAACAUUAUGAAAGCUAAAAAGAAACCGAUCAAAAAAGUGAGCGCCAAAGAUUUGGGGGUUGAUACGACACCCCGCAUCGAAAUCGUUUCAGUAGAAGAUCCCCCAGUACGGCAGGCUGGUUCCGUGUUACCGGAUGUUGAUACAUUGCUGGCAAAAUUACGCGAUGGUGGACACAUCAAGUAGAGAAGUCGAGUAGGGUCCAGUGCGAUACAAUAUUCCGCUACGGAAAAGGCUUAUAGUGAGAACAGCUCGGCAGUAUCGCAAAUACCUACUUCUGGAAGUUUGCCCAUUUAUAGCGCCGAAAUAUAUCUUAGAAUGCACUGGAUAUGCAAAGCCCGUUGUUCUAGCGUUCCUUCGUCUUAAAGACGUUUUCUUUCAGAGAACCGUUUAUAGUUAAUCUUUGAUACAUGUGCAUGUAUUGUAGAAUAUCAUCUCAGCUAAAAUAUCUAUGAUUAUAAUAAAUACAAUAUUGCGGCCUUUGACGGUCGUUGGGAGGGUUUCGAAAAACCUGCAUGAUCAAACGGAUUAAAGUAACCCGGUUCACCCGAUGUUUGAUCGACUCGAGAAAAACUCUGCACAGACAAAGUUGACCGCGAUCGAUGAUCUGCUACCAGAUUUGUGAUUGACUAAGGAUGGUCUCAGCCUUAAGAACUGCAGUGCUCCGUACCGGUAAAUACAUUUGUAAUGCCUUCCGUUCCAACACUAAAACAACUCUGCUU
Molecule: messenger RNA, 1460 nt
Organism: Anopheles cruzii
Lineage: Eukaryota; Metazoa; Arthropoda; Insecta; Diptera; Culicidae
Gene: Etfb
Product: electron transfer flavoprotein subunit beta
Exons: 2
Coding region: 160-924 (254 amino acids)
Cellular component (GO): cytosol
Molecular function (GO): electron transfer activity
Source: RefSeq, a predicted model, not a curated record